This is a messenger RNA of Entamoeba invadens IP1, 573 nucleotides long. RefSeq lists its product as hypothetical. Bases 1 to 573 code for a protein of 190 amino acids. The record is from RefSeq and is a predicted model, not a curated record. The transcript has a single exon. Lineage: Eukaryota; Evosea; Mastigamoebida; Endamoebidae.
AUGUUAUCCAAAAAGAUUCUGAAAAAUCGUGAGUCGCGUGACAUUUACAUUGAUUACCAAUGCGUCCUCAUGGUGUUACUGACUUCAGACACGAGUUUUCUUAUUUCAAAACCGCAGAAAUGGUCUAUUACUUCAAAGAGUUUUAUUAAAAUACGAACGUUGACAAUUUACGAAAAACAUUCAGGAGAGAUAUGGGAAUUUCCAUUACAAAAAUUUAUUAAAGACCGUUCACAACAAAAGGUAUUUGAUUUGCUUAAAGAGGGUUAUUCAAAGAAGACUGCAACACGGCGAGUGACUUAUGAACGGAUGCGAGAAGGUAUUCAUUAUUUAGAGGAUAUGUUACUUUUCAAAGGAUUUAAAAUGGAGAAUGACGGGGAGAACAGAUUUGGGUUUACUGGGAAUGUUAAAAUUACUUUCCCUGAUGGGAGAGUGAUGACUGAGAAGAAUAUCAGAACUGUUGGAAACAUAAUAUGGGAAUAUUUCAGAGAUAAACUCAAUAAAAAACAGGAGUAUGUUAUUGAUAAAAACGAACUUAUAAAACUACAAGGUGACCUUCUAGCCAUCGUUCUAUAA